GCUGGUCUGGUCUGGUCUGGGCUGGGCCAGGCCGGGCUGCGGCUGAGGCUGCUGCAGCGGCUGCGGGCUCCGCACUGACGCCACCCGCUCGGGGCGGGGGCGGGCACCCGGCGCGGGGGAGGAUGCCCUGCACACCUCGGACCGACACUCAGGGAGUCACCUGUGCAGGCCCCUCUUUACUCUGGCUACUGGAGGCACCAGACUGCUAAGAAAACCAAAGGAAAGAGACUGCAUUUGGAAGGGCUGAAGCUGUGGACCUCUCCCCAGGAUGGAUGGCCUCUUGUUUAGCCGACAGGCUCCCAUGCAAAGGAUGCUGGGCUGGGGAGGCUCCCAAAGCUGCUGAGAACUGCAAAGAUUUUCCGGGUUUGUCAAGGGAAAAGUGAAUGCAGAGGAAGACCAGCCCUGGAGAGCAGAUCUUGACCAUGGCCCCCACGACUCACAUCUCCCUCUGGAGCCUCUUUCUUAUGCCAACCCUCCUCCCUUGCAUAGUGCAAGCUGGGCAGCUUCCUAGACAGCCAGAAGGCUCAAGGCAAAGCCUUGACAAACACCCUACUCAGGAAUCCCAGCAGGACCCUGGGGGAUCCCCUGGGCCCAGGCACCAGAACCUUAACUCUCAGGACCAGUCUUGGUUAAAUCAUGGGGUUCAAGGUGGACUUGGCAGAGAACUCAAAGACUGGCUGAGACCCACGCUGCCUCCUUGGUUCAGGGCCACUGUGGGACCAGGAGACACUGAGAGGCCCAAUAGCCCAGCCCUGCCCUUGGCCACCUCUCCUCCUCUGAGCUCAGUAGCCAGUCUUGGGACCCCUCCUAGUCAGGAUAAUGUCACUGGAGCUGUGUGGAUGGGACCCCCCCCUCGGCAGGAAGGAUACAGUUUGGUGGAUAAAUUAGGCACUGGGGAUGCAGGGGGCAGGGAUGUGGGGGUCAAGUUUUGGGUUACAAAGGGACCUGUUUCCAAAGAUAGGAACUCAGAGCAGGCUCCAGGACGAGUGGCCCCAAUCCCCUUUGCAGCUGGGUCCCCUGAGGGGUCCCCAACUCUUCAUCUCUUCCCCACCCUUGCCCUAGGACCCAGAACAGGAAGCCCCCACCCAAAGGAGUCCAUAGUUCAGGAGAAGGUAGAGGUCUUGUCCAAAGGUAUGUCAGGCACCACCCCAGAAGGGAUUCCUAGGGAGGACUUGGGCUGGAAGGUGGUGAACAGGGGUGACGACCUAAGUCUUCAAGGGCCAUUGGCUGCCCAGGCCCCGGCUCUUUCAUGGGUGCCUUCCAUGACAACUGACCGGGAGCCCUGGCCACGGAGUCACAGUCCUGUGAUCCCAGAGGCAGAUGGAGAGCUGAUUAUGCAAACAGACUCAGUCACCCUCAGGACCAUGAACAGCUACGUCCCCUUCCCAAUAGACCACGCCCUGAGCCCCACAGUGGGAGUUGGAGAGGGGAUUCCAGCCAAAGCACAAAGUUGGAGUGGGAAGCUUCCCACCGAAAAGAGGAAGCAGGGCUCCCCAAGCCCAGGGUCAGGGAGGAGCUGGAGUGGAGAAGCCCAGGCCCCCCAGGUUAUCACGGAGAAGAGUUCUGCGUAUCCUGUCCUAAGGCCUGAGAUGACAUCCUCCGCUACAGUGACCUCCUCUCAGAGUUCCAGGUCCCUGCCCAUCUGGAUCUCAGCAAAUCGCCUUCCCUCAGUCUUGGCUGAAGAGCCUGACCUCAGGACCAGAGGUUGGAGUGCCCAUUUUGCCCAUCAAAUCAGCACCCAAAGGGUUCCACUCAGCCCCCAGACGGAGGACUCUGACAAUGUGGGGAACACUCCCUCUGCUACCCUUCUCCCCAGCUCCCUGUCACCAUCAGCUUCUUCCCCCAUUUCCGACACCACAGCUCCACUGUCUUCUGGGCAUCAGCCUGGGCCAGAGACAGUAUUCUUGGAAGGAGCUGAACUGAUUGCUCCUCAGCGAGUAAGAGGAGCUGUGGAAUCACCCAGUUCCCUGAAUUCUACCACUCCAAGCACCCCUGUUCCUGAGAGGAUGACCAAUGCUACAAAGAGCCUCCCAGCAGCUGCUCCACCAGGUGGAGCGGCAAGUCAGCCUAGGGAGCGGCCUCCUCAGAGCCACCCUCCAGCGCCUCCAGCGUCCUCCGAGCCUUCCCCGACCACGUCCCGCAGGGGGCUCAUCCGGGUCACCACGCAGAGGGCCCUGGGGCAGCCGAACCCCCCGGAGCCCUCUCCCAGCCCCGAGGCCUCCGAGCCUCCCCCCGAUUCCACCUGCGGCCCGAGGGCGUGCGGCCCCCAGGCCAACGAGACGAGCUCCCCGCCGCUGCGCUGGGGGCCCCUGAGGCAUACGCUGAGCUUCGCCUGGGAGCUCCACGUGUACGGUGCGGGGGCCCUCUUCCUGCUGCUGGCGCUGCUGGCCCUGGCCGGCCUGGUGGCCGCCGCGGUCACGCCCCACGUGCCCGGGCGAGCCAACGCGCUGGCCGCGGCCGCCCUCGUGCUCGCCGCCUCUUUGCUGCGCGCCGUCUACUUACUGGCCGACCCUUACGGCUCGCGGGGCCGCCUGGCAGCGCGCACCGGGCUGGUCCUCUACAACCUGCCCUUCCCGCUGCUCGUCACGGCCCUCGGGGCGCUGGCGCUCCUGGGCCUGGGGCAGCUGCUCCCGGCCCGGCUGCGCAGCCUGCGCCUGCUGGGCGCGCUGGGCGCGGUGCACGGGACGCUACUGCUGGGGGCCGACUUGCUCUCGCCCUGGCUUCGCCCCACCCUCAACCUGCUGGUGCAGGGACUGUCAUGCGCCUGGGGCGCCGGGGUGGCGCUGGGCACGCUGCUCCUGUGCCGCCGCUGGCUACUUGGUGCGGUGGAGCUCGGUCCCGAGGGCCAGGGGAGGAGCCGAGCCCCGGGUCCCGGGCCCAGGGUCCUGGCCGUGGGCGGGGCCCUGGGACUGCUGGCCAGCGGUUUGCAGCUGGCGGCCGCUGUGUGGCUGUACCCGCUGGCGGGGACCCCCAGCCGGUUCUCCUGGCCCUGGUGGGGCGUGCAGUUCUGGCUACGCCUGGUGGAACUCGCCUGGGCCGCCGCCCUGGCCCUGGUGGCUGGGGUCGCCUCGUGUCGCUGGGGACCGAGGCCCACUGAACACACGUGCUGGGGCAAGCUGCUGCACUAUGCGUGCCCCCCACCAGGUAAAAAUGAGGUGCCCGAGUAUCCCAACAACUGCUACGACUGGGCGGGCACGGCCGGGAUCGAGCGCGGCGGCAUCGACAUCAGCAAGAGCCUCAUCCGCAACCCCGCGGAGAGCGGGGCCCCCCGGCCCCCCAAAGACAGCAACGAGCUGAGAGCCGGUCACGUCUUUCCUAGCCCCGCCGGCUCGGCGGCCUCCCUGGCUCGGGCUGGCCGCAGCCCAAAGUACCCCAACAACAUGGGCCCGGGACGCUCUCGUAGCAGCGUGUGCCUGGACAAAACUGCGGGGCUGUCGCUGAGUGAGCUGGACUUGCGGCCGCCUUCGCCCAUCAACCUGAGCCGGAGCAUCGACGAGGCGCUGUUCCGGGAGCACCUGGUCCGCGACAGCGUGUUCCUGCGCUCCAGCCUGCAGUACCCAGCUGGCCUGGGCCGUCGGGACUCGGCCGCCUCCCUGCAGGCCCUCCCCCAGCCCGGGAGCCCCCUCCUGCGGCAGAGGCGCAGCAGCGACCCCGACCGUUCGGGCCUCACUCCUCAGGACCGCUGCUGUUCCUUGACCGACGUGCGGGUCGUGCCCAAGCCUGCUCCCGAGCCUGAGGCCGGGGCAGCGUCCGGGAGCUCGCUGGACAGUUUUUCCAAGGGCUCCCUCAAGAUCAGCUGGAACCCGUGGCGCCAUGGACUGUCAUCGGUGGAGAGCCUGCCCCUGGACGAGCUGCCCAGUACCGUGCAGCUGCUGCCCUCCCAGGCCGAGCCGGAGCCCACGCCCGCUCCCGAGGAGCCCGGGGACCCAGAGCGAGAGGCCCGCCGGAGCUUCCUGGCCCUGAGCAAGCAGGUGGACUCGCGAAGCGCCUCCAGCGAGACCAUAGAGCUGUGAUCAGCCGGGAUGGGCGGACACUGGGGAACUGGGAGCUACACAGGAAUGGGGGGUGGCUCCCCUUCCCCCACAGCAGCUCGGGGAGAAUGGGGCAUCCGGUCCCCAAACCCAGGAUUAUUUUUUUACAUCGUUUUUGAACUCUGAUUUUGUCCUGGGGCUAUGGCCUUCACGGAGCGGAGGGAGAGCCGGAAGGAGAGCUGGGAAGAGCUCUAGGGGAGGGUGCUUCUGCCACAGGCCUCUGCUGCCCCCUCAGCACAGAGCCACGGAAGGAAGGAUCGCGAGAGCUAUACUGGGGGAGGAGUGCGGAUUAGGCUUCCGCAAGAAGCCCCCUGGAGAGCCGCGUCUAAAACUUCCCGCUUUGUGCCAAAAGAAAGAAAAAAUAAACUUUUAAAACCAAUCCUGCUGGCCCAGCCCUUUCUGUCCCUGGGCUUUGCUAGAGGGGUGGUCUUCCUCCCGUGUGAUCUCCAUCCUCCGGCUCUAUGAAGGGUCAGGCCGCUACUACCACGCCAGCCUGCGCUUUCAGCCACCCAAUGAAAGAGAGAGUAAGUGGAGGAAGGGAAAGGCAGGCAUUGGUGCAACAUCCGUGAUGACCCACGGUGGGAAGGGUCAUGAACUCAGAAGUCACAGGAUAGAAAUUAAAAUCUUGG
Molecule: messenger RNA, 4660 nt
Organism: Dromiciops gliroides (monito del monte)
Lineage: Eukaryota; Metazoa; Chordata; Mammalia; Microbiotheria; Microbiotheriidae
Gene: PRRT3
Product: proline rich transmembrane protein 3
Exons: 5
Coding region: 384-4013 (1209 amino acids)
Source: RefSeq, a predicted model, not a curated record